GUGAGAUGUGAUUGGUCACAUGGUGCAAGGCUGUUGUGAAUAGCCUUGUACCAUGUGAUCUCUGUGAUCAUUCACAGAUUUCACACAUAGUAAGCAAUGAUGUCAGAAGUGACAUCGUGCUUACUACUAUUCAUGUGAUCACUGAUUGGCCAAUCAGUGAUCACAUGAUUGGGACCUCACACAGAGGUCCCGACAGCAGGCACCGGGUCACACAGAGGUCCCAGGGAGCGCGCACCAGCAGGGAAGCGGGGGAGGACAUUUUUAAACGGCCACCCGCCCAUGCACUGCUCCCAAAGCAGGGGGUGGGGUGCUGACGUU
Molecule: messenger RNA, 318 nt
Organism: Staurois parvus
Lineage: Eukaryota; Metazoa; Chordata; Amphibia; Anura; Ranidae
Source: the annotation of a GenBank genome assembly